AUGGAAAGCUCAAAAAGUAUUCUGAAAAUUCUUGGUGAAAAAUAUUUGACGGAUUUUUUCUUCAGGCAUUUUUCUUUUACAUUUUCUGUUUCAACUUUAUUAUUAAUGGUUGAGCAUUUUCCGCAUAAACAAAAUUAUUACUCGUCUCGAAUAACGAAAAAUGAUUUUGGGUGUGAGACAACUGAACAAACUGUGACUGUAAAUGUUUUCUUCCCAGAUAACUGA
Clunio marinus is the source of this 225-nucleotide messenger RNA. Lineage: Eukaryota; Metazoa; Arthropoda; Insecta; Diptera; Chironomidae. The record is from the annotation of a GenBank genome assembly.